AUGCAAGCAUGUGAUGUCAGUUUGACGUACGCUUGCAAAUUACCCUCAUCCCUUUCUCCACUGGACGUGCGACCCCGGCUCGGGAUUAUCGGCAUCGAGUUUGCAGGCGUGGCGCACGGUGUGAGCGGCGGAAUCCGCAGGCGUGGCGCGCGGUGUGAGCUCCGGAAUCCGCAGGCGUGGCGCACGGU
Messenger RNA from Closterium sp. NIES-65, 188 nucleotides. The record is from the annotation of a GenBank genome assembly. Lineage: Eukaryota; Viridiplantae; Streptophyta; Zygnematophyceae; Desmidiales; Closteriaceae.